Laetiporus sulphureus 93-53 is the source of this 522-nucleotide messenger RNA. RefSeq lists its product as uncharacterized. Lineage: Eukaryota; Fungi; Basidiomycota; Agaricomycetes; Polyporales; Laetiporaceae. The annotation marks the transcript as partial. The record is from RefSeq and is a predicted model, not a curated record. The transcript has a single exon.
CUGCCGCAGCUUCCGAUCGAGGUGUGGGAGAACGUGAUAAAUCAUCUUUGGGACGACCAGAACACUUUGAAGGAGUGCAGACUCGUCUGCCGAGCGUGGCUCCCUCCGAGUCGCUUCCACUUGCGUAGAUGGGUCAUGAUCAGGACUGUCAACGGUGUCAAGGCCUAUGCGAAGGUGCUGAAGCAGACACCCGAGCUGUCGAAGCGGCCGCACAAUAUGACCAUAGAGGGCAGUUUGCGCGGGGUUCUGUCAUCACUGUCGAUGGCGGCGAUCCUGCUCGCUCGCAAGCUGCCCCAGCUGGCGACGCUCACAAUCCGGAAUUCAUACUGGCAGCCAUGGACGAUGCACAACGACAUCUUCCUGCAUCUCUCCACCUUCUCCGUCACUCGCCUCGUUGUCUUUAAUGUCAGAUUCCCGUCGAUCACCGUCUUUGGGCGCCUCGUCUGCGCCCUGCCAUGCCUGGUUGAGCUCGAAUGCACCUGUCUGAUAUUCGAGCAUGAUCACUUCCACCGCGAUGCAUUU